Molecule: messenger RNA, 3488 nt
Organism: Sus scrofa (pig)
Lineage: Eukaryota; Metazoa; Chordata; Mammalia; Artiodactyla; Suidae
Gene: DDX55
Product: DEAD-box helicase 55
Molecular function (GO): nucleic acid binding; ATP binding; RNA helicase activity
Source: RefSeq, a predicted model, not a curated record
GGUUUGGUCCUAAAAAGACAAAAAGAUGGGGAAAAGAAAGCUUGGGAAGUGUCCUAGGUCCCUAGAUAAAAAAUUAGUAAAUAGACCUCCCAAAUGCAAAUUCAGCUAUACUCUUUCCCUCUGUCUUUGCUUUCAGACCUGUCCGGAAUUCCUAUUUUGUCAAACAGUUGUCAAAGGCAUUUUGAGGAUGUGAUGAUCACAUUAAAUGAAAAUGUUGCCUCAGGCUUUUCUCUUUCACUUUGUCUAGUUUGAGGUGCCUGAGUACUAUUCUCAUUUAUUCAUCCCCAACUGACUGCUGUGUGCUACCAGUUGUAGCCACUGAGAUACAGAAAACGGAGAAAAAUCCCCAUCGUGGGAUUCACCUUUUAGUGGGGGAGAUUGACCUAAUAGGUAAAUUAUAUGGCAUAUUAAUGGUUAAGUGCUAUGGGAAAAAAAUAAAGUAGGGUAAGUAGUUUUAGUGAUUAGGAAGGAAGACUUCACUGAAAUGGUAUUUGAAAAGUCCUGAUGGUUGUCAGGGAACAAGCCAAUCCGAAGAUACUGGCCCAGCACAUAAUAACUGGUCAGUAAAAGCUUGCUGACUGACUGUACGUGGAGGAGUCAAUCAAUCCAGUGCUGAACACAGGAGUAAGAUACAAAGUUCGUGUUUAGGUCUUUGACCUAACUUCUUGGAAGUAAAUCAUUUGUUACACACUAGGCAGUGGAUCCCCCAUCCACAGCCUCUUUUGCGUAUCUGUUAACCCGGGGCUCCGGGAAUGGGGUACAUUUCCGACUACUCUCUGCAGCCUCAUUGGACUCGGUCCUGUCCUUUGGACAGUUAUGUCAUGCUGCCACCUGCCUCCGACAAGCGGGGAAAGUGUGCAAGCCGAGGCAAAAUCCCUCUUCCCAAAUGCCUGUUCGGUAGGAAAGACGCCCCGAGCCCAAGUGGCUGCGCUAAACAGAUAACACAACUACGGCCCGGCCCUCCUCUGUCCACUUUCAUUAGCGGGAGGCCCUCUUUCUCCUCUCUAGCGGCCAGAGCGCCUUUCCUGCCCUCCCGGAACUAUGCGACUGCAGCACGGUUCCCGGUCGGCCCAGUUGGCAGCCGGAAGCGGAAGUGCGCCCGGGAGAAGUCCGAGUGGUAGAUGCGGUGGCGGAGAGAGCCAUGGAGCACGUGACGGAGGGUUCCUGGGAGUCGCUACCCGUGCCGCUGCACCCGCGGGUGUUGGAUGUGCUGCAGGAGCUGGGUUUUCCGUACAUGACGCCGGUGCAGUCCGCAACCAUCCCUCUGUUCAUGAAAAACAAAGAUGUUGCCGCUGAAGCGGUCACAGGCAGUGGCAAAACACUUGCUUUCGUCAUCCCCAUCCUGGAGAUUCUCCUGAGAAGGGAGGAGAAGUUAAAAAAGAGUCAGGUUGGCGCCAUAAUCAUCACACCCACACGAGAGCUGGCUGUUCAGAUAGAUGAGGUCCUGUCGCAUUUCACGAAGCCCUUCCCACAGUUCAGCCAGAUUCUCUGGAUUGGAGGCAGGAAUCCUGGAGAAGAUGUCGCCAGGUUUAAGGAACACGGUGGGAACAUCAUCGUGGCAACCCCAGGCCGCCUGGAGGACAUGUUCCGAAGGAAGGCCGAGGGCCUGGACCUGGCCAGCUGUGUAAAGUCCCUGGAUGUGCUGGUGUUGGACGAAGCGGACAGACUUCUGGACAUGGGGUUUGAGGCGAGCAUAAACACCAUCUUGGAGUUUUUGCCGAAGCAGAGGAGAACAGGCCUUUUCUCGGCCACUCAGACGCAGGAAGUGGAGAACCUGGUGCGAGCAGGCCUCCGGAACCCUGUGCGCAUCUCGGUGAAGGAGAAGGGGGCAGCAGCCAGCAGCACACAGAAGACCCCUUCCCGCCUAGAGAACUACUACAUGGUGUGUAAGGCAGACGAGAAGUUUAAUCAGCUGGUCCAUUUUCUUCGAAAUCACAAGCAGGAGAAACACCUGGUCUUCUUCAGCACCUGUGCCUGUGUGGAAUACUACGGAAAAGCCCUGGAGGCCCUGGUGAGGAGUGUGAAGAUAAUGUGCAUCCACGGGAAGAUGAAAUACAAGCGCAAUAAGAUCUUCAUGGAGUUUCGCCAGCUGCAGAGUGGGAUUUUAGUGUGUACUGACGUGAUGGCCCGAGGAAUAGAUAUUCCAGAAGUGAACUGGGUUUUGCAGUACGACCCUCCCAGCAGUGCAAGUGCCUUCGUGCAUCGCUGUGGCCGCACAGCCCGCAUCGGCCACGGUGGCAGUGCGCUCGUGUUCCUCCUUCCCAUGGAAGAGUCCUAUGUCAAUUUUCUUGCAAUUAACCAAAAAUGCCCCCUGCAGGCGAUGAAACUCCAGAAAAACACAGUAGAUCUCCUUCCAAAGCUCAAAUCCAUGGCCCUGGCCGACAGAGCCGUGUUUGAAAAGGGCAUGAAAGCUUUUGUGUCAUACGUCCAGGCUUAUGCGAAGCAUGAAUGCAACCUCAUCUUCAGAUUAAAGGAUCUUGAUUUUGCUAGUAUUGCUCGAGGUUUUGCCUUGCUGAGGAUGCCCAAGAUGCCAGAGCUGAGAGGAAAGCAGUUUCCAGACUUUGUGCCUGUGGAUGUCAAUACAGACACCAUUCCAUUUAAAGAUAAAAUCAGAGAAAAGCAAAGGCAGAAACUAUUGGAGCAACAAAGAAAAGAGAAAACUGAAAAUGAAGGGAGAAGAAAAUUCAUAAAAAAUAAAGCCUGGUCAAAACAGAAGGCAAAAAAGGAAAAGAAGAAAAAAAUGAAUGAAAAAAGGAAAAGAGAAGAGGGUUCUGAUAUCAACGAUGAGGACAUGGAGGAACUUCUCAAUGACACCAGGCUCUUGAAAAAGUUUAAAAAAGGCAAAAUUACUGAAGAAGAAUUCGAGAAGAGGCUGUUGACAGGUGGCAAAAGAUCAGUCAAGACAGCAGGUUUAGGGAUCUCAGAUUCGGAAGAUGACGUCUGAUUCCCGUCCCCCCAGUGAAAUGCAGGAGGGCAAGGGACCUGUGAGCUGGCCCCGUGCGCUGCAGCAGCCAGUCCUUGUUUGCUCCUACUCGGCAUCAGAACCCCAGUGGCCAGCUCAAAGCUGCUGCUGCAGACUGGGGAGACAGGAGGGGUUUCAUGCUCAUGGAUAUUUUAUUAAAAACACACCAGCCUGGCAGAAGAAAAUGUAAAAUUACUUGAGUGUAAAUAACAGAUGUCAGUAUUUAUUUUGAUGGGUUACUUCAAGAGCUCAUUUACUUGGGGCUAUUUUAUGCUUAUUUUUUAACAUAAAGAUCAUGCAGUAGACUUGACUUUAGGUCUUUUAAAGUUCCUCAGUGUUUUUAGACACCUGACCUCCCUAGGUGUCCUCACCCCCUGGAUGUCAGUUCUCUUGGGAUGUCCUACACAGAGCCCCUGCACAGUCUCUAGUAUUGUUUUGUUGGUGAGUAUCUGAAAAACAGGAAGUCAUUCUGGGAAAGAAAACUCUUACGCCUUCUGCUGAAUAAACUGUAUUUCCUCCUCAUUAA